GACAAUGCAUCCAGUGCAACGUUCUGCGAACAACAACAUUGUAGAACUUGCACAUGCCGAUAUGGAGAUUGAGCGCCAGCUGAACUUGAAAUUAAGGGAUGAAAUGAACAAAAUUAAAAGGGAUUUGGAAUUUGAACGAGAGAGAAACGAAAGAUUGCAAGAACAGAUAACCACAGCAAAAACUGAAUAUGAGAAAGUGAAUAAGAAGAAUAAGAGAAUUGUGAAGACAAACACAAGCCUCACGGAUGACCUAACCCAAUGUAUGGCUGAACAUGAUAAAUUGUUGGUAGCGCAAAUAGGAUGGGAAACGAAUGCUCAAGAAACAGCAAAGAAUAUGAAAUUAUUGGAAGCUAGGAUUCAGAAAGAGAUAAACGAGAAAGAAUCAGCAAUGCGUGAAGUGAAACAGCGUACAGAGGAACUGAAGGAAGUUAAGCAAAAGUUGUGUGUUUUGGAAACACGAGAGCUGACAAACAUCAACAGACUAAAUGCAGAGAAGUUAAACCCUUAUGCGACAGAAGAAAUCGUCAUCAAGCAGCUAGGCACCAAUGCUGUCGGUAGCGGACCGCCCACAUCGCGCCUGUACAGGGAUAACUAUGUUUUGAAAUCAUGUAAAAUGGGCGCACCCAAAGUUUUAUUAGAAAAUGGACAAUUGGGAAUAUGGUUCCAAUCUAAAUAUGUUUUUGUUGCGUUAACAUCAUUAAAUGACUUAUUUAAACGAAAUUGUUUUUGUUUUUAUAUUUACAGGGUGAGAAAAGAAAAACAUACAUUGAACAUGACAUGGUGAAAAUACGUAAACUGGAGAUUUUGGAGCAUGUCGUGAAUAGCAUAAAGGACAUUUAAUAUUUCAUAUAUUACAGAACUCAUGGUCGUCAUCUUCAGAUAUUCCAAUAUUUUUCUU
Owenia fusiformis is the source of this 898-nucleotide messenger RNA. The record is from the annotation of a GenBank genome assembly. NCBI's taxonomy places the organism in Eukaryota, Metazoa, Annelida, Polychaeta, Sabellida, Oweniidae.